Messenger RNA from Stereum hirsutum FP-91666 SS1, 2073 nucleotides. RefSeq lists its product as uncharacterized. Bases 1 to 2073 code for a protein of 690 amino acids. The transcript has 8 exons. Lineage: Eukaryota; Fungi; Basidiomycota; Agaricomycetes; Russulales; Stereaceae. The record is from RefSeq and is a predicted model, not a curated record.
AUGUCGUUCGAUGUAGAUGCCGACCCACCCUCUGAUCCUAUUUCUCUACAUGCCUGGCUCACUCAGUUUUCCCAACACUUAUGCCUCCUCGCAAAUAAACUUGUGGCGUUUCCAAACCGUGAGCCGUGUCCGGAGUCGCUGGUGGCCGCACGAGCCUUUACGCACGCAGCGAGUCGAUGGCAGUAUCACAGGAAUCUCCCCAUCGAGACCGACAAGGGUGUUCUUGCAGCAUGGGCUGAGAUAUCUCGCCAUCUCGAGUCCGACGUCCAACUAGGGCGACGAUGGCUGUCCGUCUUGAAACAGGAUGCCGAUAGCGACGACGAGGACGAGGACGAGGACGCGGACGCGGACGAGCCCACGCAUAACCACGGGGGACUAGCUGCAUGGAUCGUCCCCGUCACAGGUUUCUACGAAGACAGCUGCUCCGUUAUACUGAAAUGGACCGAACGCACACUCGCACUUGAGAAAUGGUGGCGCGGUUUGCUCUCUUUACAUCCUGAACUCCCGCGAGACGCGAGACCUUCGGGUAGUGUGAUCGAGUUGUUCGACAGGGACUAUUGGAGGAAGCAGGAUGAGGAUCUAUUCGGAGAUCAACCUUUACCAUUUUCUUCCUGUUGGAAAGGGGCCGUGUUUGACCCUGAUCAGCAUAUCUCACGCACUACUCUUGAACCUCGGGAUCUAGACAACACUUUUACGCAGGGGGUCGAUACUAGGGUAGACAAGGAGGGUGUGCACGUUCUUGGCUCCAGUCUCGUCUCCGACAAGGAAAAAGGGGACUCUCCAUCCCGUACGCCCGUCCAACAGUCCACGUCCGAAGACAACGUGCACCAUCAAACAUGGGACAACGGAGAAGAUGUCGAACAGGAGGAAUCUUCGGGCGGAGAGAGGGGUGGAAAACGUCAAAAGGUUGUCCUGAGACAGGAGGCUGUCAAUAGUGAAGGGGAGGAUGAAAAGCCCGAUGAUGACGACGAAGAUGUUGUUGAACUUCUCAAACGGUCUCGUAAGCCACGGACGCGCUCCUCUACCGCCCGGCCUAAAACGCUACGACCGACGAAGUCCGCCUCGGCCACCACAUCUCGCCGUCGUGCUACUCAACUCCCUAGCACGAAAUCUUUGCCGCCGAACACGCUCUCGAAAAUUCCGCCAUCUUUGUCCACUGCUAAGGCGGCAUUUAUUUCUGUGCCGUCCAGAAGUAGAAGGCGUUCUUCGACUAAGGUGACGCCACAUCUUAAACCAUCUACAGGAAGCAAGCGCAAGCGUGCUCCGGUAGAGAGUGGAGAAGAGAAAAAGGAUGACGAGAGCAGUAGCGAGGAUAGCGUUGUGAGUGAUGGCGAUAUACAGGGCGUAGAGGAGGACGGUAAAGAGGAGGAGACAGUGCAAGAGGCGGCAAAGGCCACUAAGCGUCCUUAUUAUGUUGACGAUGACUUGGCUUUCAUGAAGAAAAAGUCGCACGGCCGAGAUUUGUGGCGUAGGGAGAUUACAAAUAGGGGGAUGCAGGUCGUUAAAUCUGAAAGGCGUUGCGGGUGGUGCGCUGGUGUCUCACCCGGUAGUCCUAAAUGCAAGGCAAGCUGUUGCCUCAUCACGGAUUACGGCGAUUGUAGUCACCCAGAGGACGACACGCGCUGUGCACAAUGUUUCUUAGCGAACCGGACCUGCGAUUGGGAGUGGACGAGGAACUCAGACGGUUCGAUCCUUCCCAAGGAGAAACUGAUGACGAAAGGCAAGGUCACACAGCGUCGGGGCCGAUCAGCAUCAAACAGCCACGCUGACGUUGUCCGAGCCCCGUCCACCAAUGGCGGAAAACAGGAUGCCGGCGUGGACUUUGGCAAUGGUGUUGCCCGGUAUGACGUCUUCGGCGUCUCGGUCCCCAUCGUCGAGGAUCUGGGGAAUGACCCUGCAGGUGGGAGCCGUGUUCAUCUUCGUCGACAUCUCCUCGAUCUCCUUCAAGAACAUACCUUAGCCAAGGUGGCCAUUGCGGAAGCAGCCGCUAGGAAGGAUAGGCUAGUUGCUAAUGCUCGUGCAUUUGUCGAUGCAUAUGUGGCAUCGACGGGCAGUUCAUCAAGCACAGUCUAA